UCUCCAUCUAGUCUAGGGCUUUUCAUGUACCUGUUCAACUCUCAAUUACAUAUCUUGUCUUUGGUAGAAAAUCUCUCGACGAUUAUUAUUAGAGCCGAAGCGGCAAAAAUAUAGGGUUCGGUGAAAACCCACUUCUUCGGCGACAUAGUCGGGUCUCACGGUCUCCUCCAAAAUUCAUCGUCACCGGCGACGGUCACGGAAUUCGGCAGUCACACACACAUGGCUAAGUCGCUAACCAGUAAGGCAGUAACCACUAAACCCCUCCCUGGCUACCGUCAAUUGAAAUCUGAAUGACACGUGGGUAUAUAAACUAUCCCGCUUUCAUGGGUUUCUUUCAUUUCAUUGGAUAAAAGGAGGAAACCCUGCAUUUUAGACGGAGUAAAAGCAAAUUCGGAAGGGAACGGAACAGGAAUUCAGGGAAGGCUAUAAACAUAACAAAAGAACAGCGGCCAUUCUUAUUCCAUCGGCUUCCGCUUGCACCUGAAUUGAGAGAGAUUGGGACAAGAGGAAGUGGAGAGACAUGAGCGCCACAGCGGGAUCACACUCCCUGGCGUUCAGGGUGAUGCGCCUCUGCAGGCCGUCAUUCCACGUCGAAAAUCCCCUCCAGCUCGACCCUCUCGAUCUCCUUACAGGAGAAGACAUCUUCGAUGACCCCAGUGCCGCCUCUCAUCUCCCUCGCCUCUUCAGUCGCAGCAAAGCCAGCACUAACAAAUCUGGCGAAGCCGAUCUCACCUAUCGCAACCGCUUUGAGCUCCAGAAUCCCACUGAUGCCAUGGGCAUCCCAGGCUUCCUCGUCCUCCCCCAAUCCUUUGGCAGAGCAAUUUAUCUCGGGGAGACCUUCUGCAGCUAUAUCAGCAUCAAUAACAGUUCUAAUUUCGAAGUCAAGGACGUUAUGAUUAAGGCAGAAAUUCAAACAGAGAGGCAGCGUAUACUGUUAUUGGAUACUUCAAAAUCACCUGUUGAAUCAAUACGCUCAGGGGGGCGGUAUGAUUUCAUUGUGGAACAUGAUGUCAAGGAGCUUGGGGCUCAUACGCUGGUUUGCACUGCUCUAUACAAUGAUAAUGAUGGUGAGCGCAAAUAUCUUCCACAAUUUUUCAAGUUCAUUGUGGCAAACCCACUUUCUGUCAGAACAAAGGUUCGUACUGUCAAGGACAAUACAUUUUUGGAAGCCUGCAUUGAAAACCAUACAAAAUCAAACCUUUACAUGGAUCAAGUUGAUUUUGAGCCAGCUCAGAACUGGAGCACAACAAUAUUGAAAGCUGAUGAGCACUAUUCAGAGAUCAAUUGUCAAACCAGAGAGAUAUUUAAGCCACCCAUUCUCAUUAGAUCUGGGGGAGGAAUUUACAAUUAUCUCUAUCAGUUGAGGAUGUCCUCGCAUGGAUCUGAACAAGUGAAAGUUGAGGGAAGUAAUAUCCUUGGUAAGUUUCAAAUUACAUGGCGUGCCAAUUUGGGUGAACCUGGGAGGCUACAAACACAACAUAUUCUUGGCAGUCCAAUUUCGCACAAAGAGAUCGAAUUACAGCUUGUGGAGGUUCCAUCCAAAACCAUCUCAGGGAUGCCCUUUUUGAUACACUUGAAACUCAUAAACCAGACAGACAAGGAAAUGGGGCCUUUUGAAGUUUGGAUGUCCGGAGGCAAUUCCCAUGAGAAAUCUAUUACUGUUAAUGGACUUCAGAAAUUGGUUCUACCAAAGGUGGAGGCAUCUGGAUCGACAGAUUUCAACCUGAACCUGAUUGCCACUAGACUUGGGGUUCAGAAAAUCACAGGAAUUACAGUGUUUGACGUAAGAGACAAGAAAACAUACGAUCCUUUACCAGAUCUGGAGGGAUUGUGGGGUUAUUAUCCGGGAGAUCCACUAGAGAAUCGAUUCCUUCUCGUUGCAGGAAGGAAUGCUCCAUGCUCAGAUAAUGCAUCAUCCACGCUCUUUGCAAGUGGUUCUUUCAUUGAUCACAAGAUCCGCUGGGACUUGACCUGUAGAACGAUACCUGCGCUUUGGCAGUUCACGGCUUUCAUUUCUUACGUUGUUAACUUGGGUCAUCGUGUGGUUUUAGAUUUUGGACUUCACUUCCCCACUGUAAGAAGAGCACAGUCAUCAUGUUCUGGUAAUACUUAAGAAAUCUUUACAAUGAAAUCAUUUCUAGUAGGAUUUCUCUUUCUUA
Nelumbo nucifera (sacred lotus) is the source of this 2159-nucleotide messenger RNA. RefSeq lists its product as uncharacterized. The record is from RefSeq and is a predicted model, not a curated record. Lineage: Eukaryota; Viridiplantae; Streptophyta; Magnoliopsida; Proteales; Nelumbonaceae. Gene Ontology annotation, cellular component: TRAPPIII protein complex.